Molecule: messenger RNA, 2883 nt
Organism: Varanus komodoensis (Komodo dragon)
Lineage: Eukaryota; Metazoa; Chordata; Lepidosauria; Squamata; Varanidae
Gene: SLC35D2
Product: solute carrier family 35 member D2
Exons: 12
Coding region: 40-1059 (339 amino acids)
Cellular component (GO): Golgi apparatus
Molecular function (GO): GDP-fucose transmembrane transporter activity; antiporter activity
Source: RefSeq, a predicted model, not a curated record
GUGCGCGAGCAGUUUGGGAGUUGCCGCCCGGGCAAAGCAAUGACCGCCAAGCAGGGGGGAACGGAGCCGGCUCCUCCUGCUUCUCUCUCUGCCGCUGCUGCCGCCCCUUCGCCGCUGCCCAAGCUGCUCUCUGCGCUCUUCUAUGGGACCUGCUCUUUCUUGAUCGUCCUGGUAAACAAGACAGUGCUGACCGCUUACAGAUUCCCAUCUCCAGUGUUUCUUGGAAUUGGACAGAUGGUAACCACUAUUCUGAUCUUAUAUGUAUCAAAGUUAAAUAAAAUCAUCCACUUCCCUGAUUUUGACAAAAGCAUCCCUAAGAAGCUGUUUCCGCUUCCUCUGAUUUAUGUUGGAAAUCACAUAAGUGGAUUAAUAAGCACAAGCAAACUAAGUCUACCAAUGUUUACAGUCCUUAGGAAGUUUACCAUUCCUCUUACAUUGCUGCUGGAAGUUGUUGUACUUGGGAAACGCUAUCCAUUGAAUAUUAUAAUCAGUGUGACAGCAAUCAUCUUGGGAGCUUUCAUAGCAGCAGGAUCAGACCUAACUUUCAGUUUAGAAGGCUACGCUUCUGUUUUGCUGAAUGAUUUCUUCACAGCAGCAAAUGGUGUUUACACAAAACAAAAAAUUGACCCAAAGGAGCUGGGAAAAUAUGGAGUCAUUUUUUAUAAUGCCUGUUUUGUGGUAAUUCCUACAGUUCUCAUAUGUGUCUUCACUGGAGACUUCCAACAGGCCACCGAUUUCAAGCAGUGGACAAAUGUUUUAUUUAUCUUUCAGUUUCUUCUUUCCUGUUUACUGGGGUUUCUUCUGAUAUACUCGACAGUCCUCUGCAGUCAUUAUAAUUCUGCCCUCACGACCACGGUGGUUGGUGCUCUAAAGAAUGUAUCCAUCGCUUAUAUCGGAAUGCUGGUUGGUGGAGACUAUAUCUUCUCCUUGUUGAAUUUCAUUGGGCUCAAUAUUUGUAUGGCAGGAGGGCUGACAUACUCAUUUCUAACAAUCCAGGGACUGGACCAUCCUCAGCGUUUCACAGAUGAAGAAAAAGCACUGUCAGGCACCAAGAGUUAGCAGAAGCAUGAGAAGCCGAAAAGGUGCCUUCUAGAAAUUAGAAAAAAUUUUGCAAAAAAGGGUAUGGAUUCUACCUCAUCUCACAUUGUGUUCCUGGUGGUGCCAUAAGCCAAGUCCUGUUUUCAGAUAGAAGCUGACAGCUGCAAAGCCAUAACCUGAAGAUGUUUUGGAUUCUUUAGAUACCAAGACUUAUUGCAGUAGACUCUGGACUCCUUCAAAAAUGAAUGGCAAGCUUUGGCAACCUCUUAUUUGUUUGCAACAGGCAGGAUCUCAUGAUCCUUGAUUGGUUUUAUCCAGUUCAGACUUCCAUUCCAAUAUGGUGGGUGUUGGUUCACCUAUCCUGCCUGAGGUUGCCUACCUCAGGAUAAAAUGCUGCCUUAUAUUUUUGAAAAUGAUAUGCUGGCACUGGACACUGUCUACAGGCUGCAAAAUAUAGAUUAAUCAACCAUCUUUUGCACAUGGGCCUUCCGUAGGAACAUGGGCAUGUCUCAAUGGAUGCAUAGAGCUCUUUCUUCAGAACUUUCAUGGUCUAAAUGCUGUGGCUCAAUCUGCAGGCUGGCUGAAGGAAGAAUAUCUCUGCCUUGGAGUAGGAGCUUGGACUAGCUUUCCCUCUGGCUGCAUGCCAGCAAUAUGGCGCUGUAUUUGGGAGGUAGGAAAUGUGUCCUUCACAAAGGCAAGCACUGUUUUUUCUGGGUCAGCCUCAGCGCUGCCAAGAAACUAGCCAUUCAGCUGCACAGUCUUUGAUGUCAUGAAUGCCCUCACACCACCCGUAUGGAUGCCCAAGGCCCUCCCUGUUAUCUCCCGUCCCCCAGAGCAUUAGAUUUUCUGGAGAACAUAUAUGCUGAAAGAACAUGUCCGAUAAAUAUCCGAUGCCCGUGUGCCUUAAGCAGGAACGCCAGGCUUCCACUCUGCAGUUUUUGAUCCUCAGUUCUGCGAAGAGUUCUGAUCCUAGAACAGCGCUUUUCCACCUUCCUAUUCUAGCUGAGCUUUUCAGGAAGCCUUUAAUGGAGCCUCUUCCAGACAGAGUUUGGUGAGCCCUCUGGAAUGGCACAGGGCAUAAAGCAUAGGGGCUGGGUGGGCUGCAGUGGGAAGAGAGGGUCAAUAAAUAUUGGGGAACACUUUUGCCUUCCUCAUGUGUAACAAGUGGAUCCAAGCCAGUGCAUUUGAAAAAGCAUUUUCCUUCUGUCAGUGCUAGUCCUGUUAGUUUCAUUCUCCCAGCAAAGCAGUCUGCUUCAAACAUGAAGAACCAAACCUGUGUGGGUCAUCUUCUUGCUGUCACAGAUAGAUCACCCAGGGUUCUGCUCCUGGAUUAACCAACAGAAAGCAAUGCAUAACCAGUGGAGUGUAAAAGAUGAUGGAAGAUACAGUGCAGCCCAAAAUCUUUAAAAUGCAUUCCAAACACUUCCCCCUUUUCAUAUGAAUAGUGAUGACUGUUAUGUGAAGGGGUAGAAUUCUGGGCUACAGAACAUUCUGCAGCUUGCAAAGCUUAAAAUGAGUGCACGAACCUCACCUGGGGCACGGGAGCUUUGCUGAAGUUCUGUGCUCACCUUCCUCACCUGCUGCUCGCCUGCUAUUUUUGAUUUUAUCUCCUAACAAUUUCUGGCCACUGGCCGUGCUGGUUGAUUGAAGCCAAAAUCAGCAAGGUGGGGAGUGGCACCAGCCUGGAAAGCUGCUCCUACCCCAUGGCUAAAGUGCACAGCUGCAAGGGACAGAGCUGCCCCACCUAGGCCUGGGGAAAAUAAGGCAGUGGCUCUUCUCAUGCAGAGUUGCUCUCUGGCAAUUCGGACAGUACGGUCUGUCUCAUAGGUGUGCUACUCUGAAAUG